Cydia splendana is the source of this 4731-nucleotide messenger RNA. RefSeq names its product tyrosine-protein kinase Fer (gene FER). Gene Ontology annotation, biological process: peptidyl-tyrosine phosphorylation. Lineage: Eukaryota; Metazoa; Arthropoda; Insecta; Lepidoptera; Tortricidae. The transcript has 15 exons. Bases 272 to 2866 code for a protein of 864 amino acids. Gene Ontology annotation, molecular function: non-membrane spanning protein tyrosine kinase activity; ATP binding. The record is from RefSeq and is a predicted model, not a curated record.
GGGUCGCGCGCCGUAUCCGCACGGACGUACGUCUCAGCAGCGCGCAUUCACUUUAUUGUUAGCAAUAUUUCAGCGUUCGUUUUUUGUUCAAAUCCUUUUCGUGUGCUCUCUUGACGCGAAGUUGUUUAACAGAUUUUUAUUUUAAAAAUUUAUAUAUUCUUUCACAGUAAAGCUCUUUGUUGACGAUGACGUAAAAACAGUGCCGGUGACAAGGGUGAUGUGAAUUGUGUUGUGUUGUGAUUGAGAUGUGCCUUGUGUAGUUCUGGUUAGGAUGGGGUAUGCGUCGGCUGGCACGGGGCGGGCGGCGCACGAGGCGCUGCUGGCCCGACAGGACGCCGAGCUCCGGCUCAUGGAGACGAUGAAGAGAAGUCUCCAGGCCAAGAUGAAGAGCGACCGGGAAUACGCCCUCGCACUCUCCGCGGCCGCUGCUCAGGGCCAGAAGAUGGACAAAUGCGAGGAACUUAACGGCUCGGUGAUAGCCUCAGCCUGGCGCACCAUGACUGAAGAGUGGGAGAACACGAGCCGGCAGAUCAAAGCCAACGCCGAGGCGCUGGAGUCGCGCGCGCUGGACCGGCUCACCUCGCUCAUGGUGGAGCGGCGGAAGGCCCGCAAGGUCUACCAGGAGGACCACGCCAAGAUAUCCUCGCAGUUCACACAGCUGUCAGAGGAGGUGACGCGGAAGCAGAGCGAGUACCAGAAGUGCCUGGAGUCGUACAAGCAGAUGCGCGCCAAGUUCGAGGAGAACUACCUAAAAUGUCCAACGAGCCGCGGUGGUCGCAAGCUGGACGAGACGCGGGACAAGUACGGCAAAGCGUGUCGGAGGCUGCACCGGGCGCACAACGAGUACGUGCUGCUCCUGGCCGAGGCCACGGAGUGCGAGCGUGCGCUGCGGACGGCCGCGCUGCCCGCGCUGCUCGACCUGCAGCGGCGGCAGGGCGAGGCCACCGCCACCUCCUGGAAGAACAUCCUUCUGGAGGUGGUGCAGCGGUCGGACUUCAACACGGACAAGUUCCGGGAGAUCCAGAGUAAGGUGGACUCCACCGUGCAGAACCUCAAGCCCCACGAGGAGUACAAGGAGUUCAUUGAGAAGUACAAAUCACCCCCUUCAACGCCAGUAUCGUUCACGUUCGACGAGAGUCUAGUGGAGGACACGAGCGGCAAGCUGCAGCCCAACCAACUGACAGUGGACAACCUUACCGUAGAGUGGCUUAAGGAGAAGCUGACGGAACUUGAGGGCACCCUGCAAGACAACCGCGAGAAACAGGCACAGCUGGUGCCGGAGGCCAAUGGAGUCUGCAAGAACAACAACACCAGUCUCACCAACGGCGUCAAUGGGAUCGACAGGCAUUCCCCUCCGCCGAUCCCGGCGACGGCGUCCGAGCCGGUGAAACUGUUGGAGCUGCGGAUGGCCGAGCGCAAGUGCGCCAAGCAGGCAGAGAUGAUUAGGUCUGCGCUGGCGGAGCUGGGGUGCGAGGAGGCGCCGAGCGGCUGCCCCGACCUGUCGGCCGAGACGGUGGGCGUCGACAGCCUGGACGGCAGCUCGACCGACCACCAGGAGCGUUCCUCGAUCGGGUCGAAAACGUCCACCGAGGCGCUGCGCCUGCGGCUGCACUCCAUAAUCCCGCCGCGACCCUUCUUCCGGAUGUUCGCGCGCCCCUUCCGGCGCAAGUCCGUGCCCUCCAGCCCGGCCCUCCCCCCCAAAACCUACCGCAGCAGCAGCGAGGGGCCCGCCGACUCGGUGGGCACGCUGGAGGCGGAGCGGUCGCUGGUGGAGCAGGAGUGGUUCCACGGCGUGCUGCCGCGCGAGGAGGUGGUGCGGCUGCUGCGCGCCGACGGCGACUACCUCGUGCGCGAGACCACGCGCAACCACGCCCGGCAACUAGUGCUGUCCGUCUGCUGGGGGCAGCACAAGCACUUCAUCGUGCAGACCACGCCGGAGGGUCACUACAGGUUCGAGGGCGCGGCGUUCCCGUCGGUGGCGGAGCUGAUCGCGUGGCAGCGCACCAGCGGCGUGCCCGUCACCGCGCGCUCCGGCGCGCUGCUGCGCCGCGCCGUGCCGCGCGAGACCUGGGAGCUCAACAACGACGACGUGCAGCUGCUGGACAAGAUCGGACGGGGCAACUUCGGCGACGUAUACAAGGCGCGGCUAAAGACGACAGGGCAGGACGUGGCGGUGAAGACAUGUCGCGUAGCGCUGCCGGAGGAGCAGAAGCGGACCUUCCUGCAAGAGGGAAGAAUUCUCAAGCAGUACCAGCACCCCAACAUCGUGCGGCUCAUCGGCAUCGCAGUACAGAAGCAGCCUAUCAUGAUAGUCAUGGAGCUGGUCUCAGGUGGUUCCCUGCUAACGUUCCUCCGUCAACGCGCCUCGUCGCUCGGGUCGCGCGCCCUGCUGGCCAUGUGCCGCGACGCCGCCGCCGGCAUGCGCUACCUCGAGUCCAAGAACUGCAUCCACCGGGACCUGGCCGCGAGGAACUGUUUGGUUGGAGACGACCACGCGGUGAAGAUCUCAGACUUCGGAAUGUCAAGAGAGGAAGAGGAGUAUAUCGUGUCGGGGGGCAUGAAGCAGAUACCGAUUAAGUGGACGGCGCCGGAGGCCUUGAAUUAUGGCAAGUACACGUCCCUGUGCGACGUGUGGAGCUACGGCGUGCUGAUGUGGGAGAUCUUCUCCAAGGGCGAGACGCCCUACGCCGGCAUGACCAACUCGCGGGCUCGAGAGAAGAUCGAUUCGGGGUACCGCAUGCCGGCGCCCGAGGGCUGCGGCGAGGACGUGUACGCGCUGAUGCUGCGCUGCUGGGAGUACGAGCCCGACAAGCGGCCGCACUUCCACCAGCUCUUCACCGCCAUCGACAACAUCUACAACAGAUAGCCCUGUCCUACGGGCUAUGCCAAUCAUGUAUCUUACAUUACGCUACUGGUGCUAGAGCCCAGAGCGGAUAACUGCAGUGGGGACUGCAUCGGCGACCGUUCGCCUCGUGGCCGUGACGUUCACAUAUCUAAUGAUAGCGCUGUUAAUGCAUCUAUAUCCAGACCACAGAGAAUAUAUAAGUAGCCUAGUGUUGAUACAUGGUAUAAUAAUAUACUCCGCCUGGUACUCUCUUCCCGUCUUUUCUAGGUCACCUAACUGACACAAGCCUACGUCAUCAUGCGACAGCGCUAUAUGAUAAUAUGCGAUAGCGCUAUAUAUAGCGGCCAUGUUAUUGUGACGUAGGCCUGUGUCACUCUGGGAAGAGAAGACCAUGUUUUAUUAGACUAUGGUGUUGAUAUAAAGGACUUGGGACUUGGAGAUCGCACCGUACGACCGUCAAUGCAGUAAAACGGUACAGAUAGGUAAGAAACGAUCACUAGGAACUAUUUUCCGAAAGUGCUCCUUUACUUUAUUUAGCACUUAAAUCCAAUUUCUAGUUAAUUGACCUUUCGUGAACCUUAUGUGACAAAAAUAAAUAAUAAUGGUCAGUUAAGUAAAGUUUGUACAAUUCAAAGUGAUGCAAAUGACCAAAAUGUUGACAUUGAAUUGAUAUAGUAUAUUUUCUAUUUGUAAUAACCUAUUCAUUUCAUUCAUAGAAAUUAUUCUGAGAAAACCUUGCAAUGUGAUAAGUGAAUGUGUAUUUUCAAUGAUAUUGUUUGGAUUAAUUGACAAUUAUAUUAAUUAUACUACCUUUUAAAAAUGUUUGGCCAAGAAAAUUUUUGAAAGUUUGCAGCAAGAUGUAAUAAUGGCCAGAUUCUAUUGAAAUUGACAUGGUAUAAUAAUAUACUCCGCCCUGGUACUCUCUUCCGAGACUCGCGAACCACCUGACUGACAUAAGCCUGCGUCAUCAAUGUCAUCAUGCUGUUCACAGGUUCAGAUGACGUCACGCUUGUGUCAGUCACGUGGUUCGCGAGUCUCGGAAGAGAGUACCAGGCGGAGUAUAUUAUUAUACCAUGGAACCGAGAGUUAGGAAUAAUUUAGAGGAAUACUUGUACCUCUUUGUGAAAACAUGCUUAAAUAUAAAAAUUCGUCGUCGUGUGUCGUCGUCGUCGGUUUGUAAAAAUGAAAUGUAACGUUGUUUUAUUUGAAUAAAGUAAGUUGUAAGAAUAAUGUGUGUAUGUGUACAGUUAGGGUACUUGUUGUUUAGUAUUGUUGGAACGACGCGGAGUGAUGAUCUCUUUCGAAUGGUACUUUCUAGCAAGUAGGACACGGACAGUAGUCAGUAAAAUGUCUUCAUAUAUAGGACUGAAGAUUAUCUUUCAAAUAUAGUUGUACUAAGACAGUCUUCCACAUAAUAAAUAUAUAAGUGUUUGAUGCAAUUAAUAUUGUGUAGUUCAUAUUGUUUAUUGUAUGAAUAUUAUGUAAUGAGAUUUGUAUUUCUAUUAUGAUAUUGCUGUGUAGUUUCAGUAAAAUACUUCACUGUGCUUCCAUUAUGUGCCUUGUAUAUCUUGAUGUUAUAAAAACACAUGUUAAAUGGUUUAUGUCAGUAUAUAUGUUAAGAAAUGAACGCGGGAAUUCGGUAUGUAAUGUGAUAACUCGUAUAGUGCUUCCGUGUACUUUAUUUUCUAUAUAAUUAUCUUAUGUGUCUUGCCUAGUAUCUUGUGCAUGCAUAUGUGAUGAGAGUUUUUGAAUUUAACGUUUAUAAAACACAAAGUGAGAUGAAUAUUAAUGUAAGUGCUAUAGUAUAUUGCGUUUUAUAUUUUAAUGGUAACAAAUUGACUGUACAUAUUUUUUUCAUAAUAAAUGUGCCAGAUAAUAUUGGAAAA